Molecule: messenger RNA, 5955 nt
Organism: Botrytis fragariae
Lineage: Eukaryota; Fungi; Ascomycota; Leotiomycetes; Helotiales; Sclerotiniaceae
Exons: 8
Coding region: 1-5955 (1984 amino acids)
Source: RefSeq, a predicted model, not a curated record
AUGAAGAGAGCUAUCGGUAAACUUCGAUUGAAGAUCUCCAAAUACAAUGAUAACGAUCCAAAGGCACCACCAUCCAAACCCGUGCCGAUCGUACCCCAAGAUCCAUUAUCGAUUGGUUUGAAAAUGAUCUAUGAUUCUCCCGAUGCAACUAUUGACAUUAUAGCCAUUCACGGUCAAAAUGGCCACCCCAUCAAUUCCUGGACAAACAGAGAUAAUGGAGUACUUUGGUUACGCGAUCUUUUACCUGGGAUUUUAGAAACACACCCAGGUGUGAAGAUUCGAGUACUCAGUUAUGGUUAUGGACGUCGAGACCCCGUCGAAGUUAUCGGCGCUGGAUUAAUGAAGAGCAUUGGGGAUUUAAGAACAGAGACAAAGAGUGAAGGGAGGAAAAUAAUUUGGUGUGCCCAUAGUUUUGGGGGUCCCUUAUUACGUGCUGCAAUAACCAUCGCUCCGCCUUCCAGCGAUAUCCAAGUCUCAACCCACGCCAUUUUGUUCUUCGGAGUAGCAAAAAACAUGGGGUUGGAAAAUCUGAGCACGGUGCUUGCAAUGCCAGAAGCCACAUUGAGUAGCGAGAUGAAGGAGUUGAGGAAAGAAAUGAUGUGGUUGAAAAUGGGAAUUGAAAGAUUUGAUCCAUUGGGUGAGCAUUUAGGUUGGAAUAUUGUGUGGUUUAGAGAGGUCGGAAGCGAGGAAGAGAAGGUUAGGCAUUCGGACGGGGUGGGUGGGAAUGAGGACUUAGGUGAAGAUGGAGAGGGCAAGCUUGAAGUCGUGGUUAGAUUGGAGAAGACGCAUGGCGCUAUGGUUAGGUUUGCUGAUGUCGAGGAUGAGGAUUUCAUAGUGGUGGUGGAGAAGACCAGGAAUAUGGUAGAGGAAAUUACAAAAAGUAUAAGUGCUUCGGACGUCGUUUUCAAUUAUUUGAUGAUGAAAGCUCACAGAUUGGCUCCUUUCUUUUCUGACGGCGAGAACGUCCGAUAUAACGAUACCUUUAUGGAUCCUAUCACAAUAUUGGGAGCUGCAAGCUCGGCAAUUGGUAUUGCAAGUUUUGGCCUUCAAUUGGUACAAAUCCUGACGAAGUACGCGACUGAUGCUGGCGCAGCCGCUCAAAAUCUCAACGCAACAUUGACAAACAUUCGUGCUGCAAGUGUUUCCUUCGAGUAUGUUAAUCAAUUUCUGAAACAGGAAAGUGAGCGCUUAAAGUUAGGACAAAAGGCGACACUCAGUGCGCGCGGAAUCAGACACAUUCAGGGUGUUACAGACGAUUGUCUAAAGGUAUUUUGGAGAGUGGAGGCAUGGGUCUUGUACAAGGACGACUCAAACGAAUUGGAGCUCAAGAUUGCCAAUAGGUUGAAUGAUUACAAAGAGGAUGUAAAAUUUGAUCCAACAAGGCCUUCGCAAUUCCUGAAAGUCGAUGAAACUUCAGCAAAAGUCCGCAAACUCAAAGAAUCGUGGUUUGCGAGAUACCUAUCCCCGUUACAAACACACAAACUUCUUCAAUAUGCAACAGAACUUCAUCAUCUUCAAGGAAGUUUGAAUUUGCUUUUCACAGUUAUCGGCGUCAGAUUAAAUGGGCCUCGAUCAGGAUCAAAUUCUAUCAAUGCCAUGUAUGCAGCACCGUAUGACAUGGCUUCGCGUAGUUUCGAGCAAGUAGUUGGAAUGCGGCCAGAAGCAACAAACUAUAUGUUUCAUCCUAGAAUGAAUGAUUACGAAACCCAGCAUUUGAACAACCGGUUCAUCAAUCCAACCGGCAGAAAACAUCUUAUCCCUGUAGCCAGUGGGAUACGAUAUGUUGAUAACCCUUAUACUCAUAUCCCACAGAGUUUCUUCCAACAUUCCGAGCUGAAUCAAAGAGAGAAUACGCCUUUUCGCAGAGUCGUUCCUCCAGCUGUUCCAGAUGAUCCACUCAACUCAGUUUUGAGAAUGAAUACUGCGGCCGAAAGCAGCUUUCUGCAAAGUCAAGACUCCAAAGGGAAAACGAAUGCCAGAUUUAACCACAAAUCUACCACUGGAUAUGCCAUAGCCCCUGGCGAUGAAACUAUCGACGCCGCCAAGAGUUAUAUGGCACAUCAUGAUGCUGAAGCGAGACUGAAGCCUGAAAUCAUGAGUGAUAUGGGAAUUCCUGUAACGAAGACAUAUUUAGACCAUUCGAUGCCGGCCGAAAAGACAAGAGAUAUCGACAAUCUUUCCACAGUGGCCCAGCGGAGCACAAAAGCUUCUAUGAAUGUGGACGAAGAGAGUCCAGUCGAAAAAGCUUCUAGGCAUCCCGAUGACAAAGUAAACCUGCAAAAUCAAAAGGAACACGAAGGCUUGAAUCCCGAGAUCUCCGCCCAAUUUUGGCGUCCAAAAGUUUCUGCUAGUAAUAAUGAAGGGAUUGUUCCAUCAAAGACUUUUCAGGCGCAACCGACCAACUACCAAGUUGGCCGUAGACAAACCAGCAACAUUUCAAAGCCAGCGAUGCAAAUCAACGAUAUCGAAGUAGAGGAUCAAACAAAUGACCCGCGCAACAAAUUAGGAAAUAGUGUGCCACGGCACGCUCAUAUUCUGCAGACCAAACAGCUUCAGCCGGAAAUAUCGCUUAAUCUAGAACCAAAUAUGUACGUUUCGGAGAAUCGAGAAAAUAUUCCUGGUUCAUUCCAUGAUAAUUCUGAAGUUCUCAUCGAUUUUAAUGACAACGUUACAACAUUGCAACAACCUAGUGCGGUCUUCAUUGAUGAGAUAAGUCAAGCACGAAACUUAAGCCCACAAGCCGUUCAGUAUGACCUGCUUUCUGGAGAUCUAGAUGAACUCCAGGCAGGAAUGAUGGCAGGUUCGGAGAAUCCUAUCAUCCCGAAAUCAUACAAUACGCCACCCAUGGCAACUUCCGAUGAUACCGUAGAGAAAGUAACGGCAAAAGUACUCGCUGCAUUUGCGCCUAUCUUAUCUAUCCAGACAGAGCUUCGUGGCACCAUUGAUCAGCCCAACCGCAAAGAAUACGAACAGUUUGCAAUUAAAAAGGAAGAAAUAUCCGAAUCAUCAAAGGCAGUGAAUCUGCCGAUGAAGGAGAAGUUCUUAGACAAGAACAAAAGCAAUAAGUCGCAGGAUAAAAUCAUCCCUCAAAGCAGAGCAUCAGACGCGUCAAUAGAAACUUCAUCCUCACCAUCUACUAAUCGACGCUCUCAACAGAACAUCGAAAUUAAUUCCUGCAAGUUACCCAAACAGCGAAAGGAUUUAUUAUUCGAUGAUUCAAACCCCGAUUGUUCGCCGCCAUCGAAUUUCGGAAAGCUCCCCACGGAUUAUCCGGCAUCUCAAAUAUCCAAUUCUCUAAGUGAUGUUAGAUGUUCUGAGGUUGGCACUAGCCAAUCGUCGAGGAGCAACUUUUCAAAGCACAGCUUUAUCAAGAGUGGUGGCCUCAAAAAUAUUUUCAGACGCAAUAAUCUUGCCGAGGAUGACAUAGACAGGAUGAUUCCAGAAGGUACCUUCCUUACUGCAUUUUUCAUUAAGGGUCAAAGCUAUCAGCAAAUACCUACUGUUAGGAAUUUCAAAUUACGAAAAUCAGAGAUCGAGCGGAUGCUGUCGCACACUCCCCAACAGGAUUGGUGGAAGGAAUUUUGCUUUCUUGAAUCGGCCGAGACCGCUAGUCUGACCCAGAUUUUGAAACCUCAGGAAAAUUAUAGAAAAGCGCUCAUAAGCCUCAAAGAAGUGAAGAAACAUUCCAGUCGAUUGUGGUCGCGGGGCGAAAAGGGUCACAUCGCGAUUAUCAUUAACAAGCCUCUGGCUCACCUUGAUAUGGCGCCAGAUUUUGGCCUCGACUACAGAUUUGCACCAACUCGAGUGGAUACGAAAGACAGUAGUAAUGGUAAUGCUUUUGGUCCCCAGCAGCUUGGGGAACUCAUCUCACGAGCUAUGGACGAUAGAGAUUGUCUUUAUGGUGCAUAUACAAUUCACCCAAUACUUAUUGAAACUUCGUUUCAGUCGCCUGAUUGGGUAAACGCUUAUGGCGUCAAACAACAUUUCUCAGGAAGACACAUACUUGGAAGAAUUUUAGAGCUAAGCACGAGUAGUGGGAUAGUCAUUGCGAAGCUUUUAAAUCUCACAGUGCCACAGCAGAGACAGGUCCAAAAGAUAGUCGACUCAAACAACGAAGUCAAUAGUAGCAUCACAUGGACUCUUGCACAACUCGAAGUCGUCUAUGGGAAGUGUCUAAGUCCUACAAGUGACGGAAUCCUAUCAAUUACAGUAUAUAUUGUUGGAACUUCAAAUGAAUCAGCAGAUAAUACUUCAAGAUCGGAGAAGAGUGGUUGGACUAUGAGUUCCUCAUCAACGUUGAAAGACAGAGGUGCCGAUGACAUCCGAAAAACUUCGAGUCUUAAGAGCGUUGAUUUUACAAAAUCAUUGAAUUCUCCUCCAACAACACCCCUGGAAUUCUUAACCCCCGGCACUAAAGAUACGGAACCAAUCCCUCCGAACUCUCCUAAGUCACUGAGAAGUAUUUCAUCUAUAUCUGACACAUCUGAUGUUGAUCCAUCUGACUCCGAGAGAACGCUUGGCAAUUAUUAUGAAGCUUUGCAGAUUCCAACAAAUGCGAAUGCUGCUGCUAUCAAAAAGGCCUAUCUUUCCUUACGCAAGGACUCUCAUCCAACGUCAAACCACUUGGACCUUUCUGCUAGGAAACGCUUUGUUACCGAGGCCUACAGAGCCUUGGGCAAUAAUCCAUCGGCAAAGUUUAAAAGAACAAAAUCCUGGGAUGAAAAUUACGGAGAAAGAGAUGAUGUGAGUGAUGACGAGAGCUACAAUGGUAGACUGCACGUAAGCUUUGUAGAAAGUCGUAGAAUGCCUGUACGACGGGGAAUAAGGAACCCUGAGCGGUACGAAUCAGAUGGUCAUUCCAGUUCAGAUAAUGAGCCUCCACAACGAACUCAUGGGGUGGGAAGAGUACCAUACCGAAGAUUUCCUCAACCACUGGCCAAAGACCGGGGCAGAAAUUCAACAUAUGAUGAUCGUCCAAGACACGCAUUAUCUAGAAGAUACUAUAGAUCAAGGUCCCCGCCGCUCGAAAGUAGCUCGUCAGAUAACGAUUCCGGAUCACUGUCACCUUUGAGAACCUCGUUCCGUGGCAAGAUUCCCACCAAUUCUUCCGUGAGAAAAUACACAGCAUCUACUCCUGGCAUGAAUUCGUUUUCUGGAAGAGGUCCACCAAGGCCCCCAUUGCCUAGAAGUGAAUCGUCAUUUGAUGAUUCGAGACCACCAUCACCAGAAAGAGGUUCCUUGCACUAUUAUAGCAAUCGACCUGCACGUUCAUUUGCUGAAAGGGCCUUUGUGCCCAAUCGUCGACCAAGCAACUCCCCGCCUAGAAGAACGGCCUCCGUUGCAAGACCUGUGACUGAUAGUGUCAAUUGGAGACAAAGACAUGAACCGAACCGUAAAGGACCUCAGCCGAACAACUUUAGUGGAUCAUACAAUGAUUGGAGCAGAUCCAGAAGUAUCCAACCACCAUCACCUCAGCCAUCACCUCGGCCAUCUUCUUAUAAUCUCCCAUCCCAUCAAUUUAUACAGGAGCCCGUCAUUCCAUUCGACCGACGACCGGCAUAUUACCCUGAUCACUAUGAUGGCAAAUCAUACAACCCCUAUGGAACAUUACGGACUGAAUAUACUGACGACAAUAUUGUGCAACAGCUCUUAUUGGAGUGGACACCAGCAGGUGAAGAAGCCGAGGCGGUAGCAGCGCAGAACACAGACAAGAACAAUCGUUUAACUGCAAAUCGAGGUUUGAAUGACACGUAUACUACAAGUUCUAGAGUUGCGAGUCAAAAUUAUCAAACGGCCCAGGAACAAGUCGAAAAACCGGAGAUACCCGAUACCACGAAGAUGAAUGCCAAAGGUGGAAGACGUCCAAUGGCAACAGUGGAGGACGAUGCUGGAGAAUUUUCGGAUUCUGGAAGACCUUCAUUGUUUCCGCGGCGUGCGAUGACUAGUUUCUUUUGA